AUGGGCUUACUCUGUAGCAGAAGUCGACAUCAUACAGAAGAUACUGAUGUGAAUGCACAGGCUGUUGAAAUCGAACGACGGAUAGAGCAAGAGGCAAAAGCUGAAAAGCAUAUUCGGAAGCUUCUGUUACUUGUUCGAGAGGAAAACCAGCAGCUUAACUGGUUUAAGAACAAGGUCACGAAGCAGAACAAGCACGCCAAGGUGCUUGAGGAAUCUCUGGGGAUCUUGAGCGAGAAGCUGCGCAAAACUGCAGAGGAUAAUCGUAUUGUGAGACAGACAACUAAGAUGCAGCAUGAACAGAACCGAGAGAGAGCUGAGGAGCUUUCAAGCUUCAUAGUCUUUCAGGAGAAAGACAUGGAGGAGUUUGUGGAGGAGAGGGAGAAGCUCAUCAAAGAGCAAGAGAAGAAGAUGGCAUAUAUGAAUAGAGGCAUCACGAGGCGAUGCUUGAUCUGGAGAGAGACUUUGACACACAACGUCCUGGUUUUUAUAAAGCGUAUGUGCUGUCCAAUUUUCAGGUGUCUGUCGGAGCUAUUUUUGAACAUCUUUCGAAACUAG
Molecule: messenger RNA, 555 nt
Organism: Microthlaspi erraticum
Lineage: Eukaryota; Viridiplantae; Streptophyta; Magnoliopsida; Brassicales; Brassicaceae
Source: the annotation of a GenBank genome assembly